AUGUCCAGGUAUUUUAGCUCCGUGCCGGAGGUGCAUUGGACACUGCAUCCCGAAGUGUCCGACUCGAGAGAGGAGCGGUCUUGGAGUUGAUGCAGGCACUAUAGGUCCGGCUCAAACGGAGUUGCCACACCCGCUUUCGCGGUUGCGCCUUGCAUAAACAGAGCCUGGUCCUGCAGGAUUGCUUACACAGGUUGCUAUCGAUGCUCACGGACAGAUCGACUGAUUCCAAUCUACGAGUAUUCUCCCCUCCUCUGCUACGUGUAUAUACUACUACUACUCCCCUCCUCUUCUCCUCGAUCCAAUCUCCACUGACCUGCCUGAACGCCCGAACUACUACCCACUACCCCAAACUGCUAUAGAGAAACUCAGGCGAUCACCGUAGCUGCUGAGUGACUCCUGACCGAGAGAAGCGCAGUGUUCCUCCACUGUUGGCAGAGACAUGAGAUGCAUGAAGUUUUCUGGAGCUAAACGGACUCGCACAUCGUUGGCUCGAGGCUCAGCAGCAAGAACAUCAAAGAAACAAGGAUCAGAUUGUUCCAACCCUCACCCUCCCACCCCUCCACUAACAAGACACCAGCACCAACUCCAGAUCCAACAGCAGCAGCAGCAGCAGCAGCAGAGGGGCGGAGCCAACAAGUUACUGAGCCACGCGGCCCCAGGCUGCGUUCCCCUUCCUCCUCCCCCUGGUGGUGGUGGUGCCCUGUUGAGCUCCAUCUGUGGUCCAAAACCCACCCAGUGUGAAAGCAGGAUGCCGGGACGUCAUCCCCACCCUCCCUCUGGAAACAACUCUAAGCUAAAGCACAAG
Messenger RNA from Geodia barretti, 805 nucleotides. The record is from the annotation of a GenBank genome assembly. NCBI's taxonomy places the organism in Eukaryota, Metazoa, Porifera, Demospongiae, Tetractinellida, Geodiidae.